AUGACCACAAAGCUUGCAUUGUUGCUCCUUUUCUUGGCAACGACCUGUGCUCAAAGGAAUCGAGUCCUGACAAAGGAGAUCCAGGCGAAAAUAACGAAUGGUUACCCGGCCUACGAAGGCAAAGCCCCGUACGCCGUGGGUCUCCGUAUGAACAAUGGAGCCGUUGGCGCUGGUUCCAUAAUUGGCAACACUUGGGUCCUUACCGCUGCCCACUGUUUGACCACCGACUCAGUGACCAUCCAUUACGGCUCAAAUCGGGCCUGGAAUGGUCAGAUCCAGCAUACUGUGAACAAGGAUAGCUUCUUCCGUCACCCUGGGUUUCCAAACAGUGCUGGCCAUGAUAUCGGCCUGAUACGCACCCCGUACGUAAGCUUCACCAAUCUGAUCAAUAAGAUUCCCCUGCCCAAGCUCAGCCAGCAAGGUGAGCGUUUCGAGAACUGGUGGUCCGUUGCCUGCGGCUGGGGAGGAAUGGCCAAUGGCAAGCUCGCCGACUGGCUGCAGUGCAUGGACGUGCAGAUCAUAAGCAAUGGCGAAUGCGCCAGGACAUAUGGUUCCGUAGCCGACACAAAUAUGUGCACCCGCUCGACUGAUUCGAAGUCUGCGUGCGGAGGCGACUCUGGCGGGGCCCUAGUCACACACGACAACCCUAUUCAAGUGGGUGUGAUAGUCUUCGCUUCCAAAGGCUGCAAAGCACUGCCAUCCGGCUAUACUCGCGUCUCUGAUCAUUUGGAUUGGAUCCGCGAAAAGUCUGGAAUCGCUUACUAA
Drosophila eugracilis is the source of this 765-nucleotide messenger RNA. Its product is annotated as serine protease 1-like. The coding region runs from base 1 to 765 and encodes 254 amino acids. Gene Ontology annotation, biological process: proteolysis. Gene Ontology annotation, molecular function: serine-type endopeptidase activity. The record is from RefSeq and is a predicted model, not a curated record. NCBI's taxonomy places the organism in Eukaryota, Metazoa, Arthropoda, Insecta, Diptera, Drosophilidae. The transcript has a single exon.